Messenger RNA from Adelges cooleyi (spruce gall adelgid), 3418 nucleotides. RefSeq names its product E3 ubiquitin-protein ligase Nedd-4 (gene Nedd4). Gene Ontology annotation, biological process: ubiquitin-dependent protein catabolic process; regulation of dendrite morphogenesis. Bases 103 to 2778 code for a protein of 891 amino acids. The record is from RefSeq and is a predicted model, not a curated record. The transcript is spliced from 17 exons. Lineage: Eukaryota; Metazoa; Arthropoda; Insecta; Hemiptera; Adelgidae. Gene Ontology annotation, molecular function: ubiquitin protein ligase activity; sodium channel inhibitor activity; protein binding.
AGAUAGUUGUACACUGCUCUAGAUAAGCUGAAUGCUUCAAAAGUUGCUUCAAGCAGUUCAGUUUUAAUCAUGUAGUUGUUAUUAUUAUUCAUAUGUGCAUAAAUGAACAUUUUCAAUAUGAGUAAUAAUAAUAAUGAUAGGCCUGGCAUGUCAUCUUCGCGAUUUCUUCAGGUGCCUUCAGAAGAUGGAAUUGCUCCCCCAUCAAGGCGAAGAUUUGCUGGAAUUUUACCAAUACGAAGACAUUCGACUGGGAGUCGACCUACUACUGUAUUUGCUGAACUCAGAAGGCCCACUAGGAAAUCAACAAUAACCCCACCUUCAGGAUUUAUAACGAAUCAAGAUCCUUUACUUAGAUUAAGGGUGAUUGCUGGCCAUUCAUUGGCAAAAAAAGAUAUAUUUGGUGCUAGUGACCCAUAUGUGAGAAUAGAACUAAACACAAUUGUUGGAAAUGUAUCUAUUGAUUCUGUUUUGACAAAAACAAAGAAGAAAACUUUAAAUCCAGUUUGGAAUGAAGAGUUUGUAUUUCGUGUCCGACCUCAUGAACAUAAAUUAGUGCUGCAAGUAUUUGAUGAAAAUCGCCUGACAAGAGAUGAUUUCUUAGGAAUGGUUGAAGUACCAUUAAAUAAUGUACCUAAAGAAAUAGUUGGCAGAAAUAUAUGUAGUCUUCACUAUGUAUUAAAGCCUAGAAGUGCAAGAUCAAGAGUAAAGGGUUAUCUAGAGUUGUAUCUAGCAUAUGUUCCGGAACAAGAACCAGGUACUUCUGGUCGAUUAUCUGUAGAGGGUGAUUGGGAAAUGAUUGAAAAUGCUGAAGUUUUGAAUGGCUCUCAUGUUUCAUCUCCGUACACACCAAACGCAAUUGAAUCAAGUACAGCUUUACCUUCUGGGUGGGAAGAACGACAAGAUGCUAAUGGACGAACUUAUUAUGUUAAUCAUUUAGCAAGAUCAACCCAAUGGGAAAGACCGACAAUUACAGACCAUUCAGAUGUUAAUUCAAUUCAGAAUUUAGCAUUAGCUGCUACUGAAUUUGAAAGAAGAUAUCAUAUUAGUGUCGAUACUCCAGAAUCCGAUAAAGGAGAUCCUAAUAGGAAGAAGGGUCUUCAAAGUGAUGCGGAUGAUGAGAGCGAUGAAGGUUAUGAAGAAUCGGACCCACUAACUAAUAUCGAUAGAAGACUUUCCAGUGUAUCAAUACCAGCUGAUCAAAAUCAGAGUGAUCAGGUGGAUUCAAAUUCAAAUGACCAAAAUAAUACAACAUUAGCUACAGCUACAGCAGCAACACAAGAAGAGUCGCCUACUCCAGAAGGAUCUGAAGGUUUACCAAAAGGAUGGUCAAUGCAAGUCGCUCCCAAUGGUCGGACGUUUUUCAUUGACCAUAAUACUAGAGCUACUACUUGGGUAGAUCCUAGGACUGGUAGGGCAAGUUCUAUGCCUAACCAAAGUCAACCACCUGCAGCUGAUCUUAUUGUUUCCACAUCGGCCUACAAUGAUGAGUUAGAACCAUUACCUGAAGGUUGGGAAGAAAGAGUUCAUGCUGAUGGCAGAAUUUUCUUUAUAGAUCAUAAUACAAGGACUACUCAGUGGGAAGAUCCAAGAUUAAACAAUCCUAAAAUUGCAGGCCCUGCGUUACCUUAUUCUCGUGAUUAUAAGAGGAAAUAUGAGUCUCUUAAAACAAGACUGAGUAAAAUGGCUCAUGGACCUCCUGCUAAAAUGGAAAUAAAAGUUCGGCGAUCUAAUAUAUUGGAAGAUUCAUUUCGUAUAAUUAAUUCAAUGCACCCAGAUAAACUUAGAGCAAAAUUAUGGGUAGAAUUUGAACAAGAGGUUGGUCUCGAUUAUGGAGGAUUGGCUAGAGAAUGGUUUUUCUUGUUGUCCAAAGAAAUGUUUAAUCCAUAUUAUGGCCUUUUUGAAUAUUCAGCCAUGGACAAUUAUACACUACAAAUUAAUGCAAUGUCAGGGUUGUGUAAUGAAGAACACCUUCAUUAUUUCAAAUUUAUUGGUACGGUUGCAGGGAUGGCUGUAUAUCAUGGCAAACUUUUAGAUGCAUUUUUUAUUCGGCCGUUUUACAAAAUGAUGUUGGAAAAACCAAUAGAGCUAAAAGACAUGGAAAGUGUUGAUUCUGAAUAUUACAAUUCGUUGUUGUGGAUUAAAGAAAACGAUCCUUCUGAAUUAGACCUCACUUUUUCGCUUGAUGAGGAUAGUUUAGGCCACACAUCACAUCGAGAGUUGAAACCUGAUGGUGCUAAUAUUCACUUGACACAAGAAAAUAAAGACGAAUAUAUAAGCCUUGUGAUUCAGUGGAGGUUCGUAUCUCGUAUACAGGAGCAAAUGAAUGCAUUUUUACAAGGAUUUGGUUCUAUAGUACCUCUUAGUUACAUAAAAAUAUUUGACGAACACGAAAUGGAACUCUUAAUGUGUGGUAUACAGAAUAUUGAUGUAAAAGACUGGAAAGAAAACACUCAUUAUAAAGGAGAUUAUUCCCCAAACAACAUUGUAAUUCAAUGGUUUUGGAGAGCUGUUCUGUCAUUUAACAAUGAAAUGAGAUCUAGGCUUCUGCAGUUUGUAACUGGUACAUCUAGAGUUCCAAUGAAUGGAUUUAAAGAAUUAUAUGGAAGUAACGGUCCACAGUUGUUUACAAUUGAACGAUGGGGGACCAAAGAAAAUUAUCCCAGAGCACAUACUUGUUUUAAUAGACUGGAUCUUCCACCAUAUGAAAGUUAUCAUGAGUUACGAGGAAAACUAAUUAAAGCUAUUGAAGGCUCACAAGGGUUUGCUGGAGUUGACUAAUAUGCAAAUCCGAAUGAUAAACUAAUUAAUUAAUCAAAGGAGAUGCCCUUACCAAAUGCAAAAUAUGGUUAAAUAAUGUUUACCCCUCCAAUGAUCACAUGUGAUAUAUGACUAACUUACCUUUGUUAAUUUACAAUUAUUGUAAUAAAUCAUUCCAUUGAGUGGAAUAGUGUAGAUUUAUACAUAUAUAAAAAUAGUAUUACGAUGUUUUAUCUUGUUAGCAAAGCGCAUUUUUUGAUAUAGUUAUAUUCAGAUUAUAUAUAUAAGUAUAUAAUGUUCUGUAAAUUAUUUUAAAGAAUUACCUAUUUUUAUUAUUAUUAUCUAUAACUAGUAUUCAGGGUAGUUUAUUUACUUAAUUCUUUUAAAUAAAACUGCAACUUCUUCUCAAGUAUUAAAUGGCAACCUUAAAGUUGUGAAAUCGUAUGUACCAUGAUAAUUCAGACAAAAAUUGUAGGAAAUUAUGUAUCUUAAAAUAAAAAAAUAAAAAAGAAUAUGAAUCUUCUUGCAUAAAUAAUUAUUAUUAUUGAUUAUAAUCAAUAUACUCUGUUUAUUGGGUAUUAAAAAAAAUGUUUAAUGAGCAAAACUAUUCAACUAUUAUUUUAUUCUUAAUUAUUAAGUUAGGUAACAUGAUACUUAAAAA